AAGUUGUAAUGUGUUACCGUUGUUACAGGAAAUCCUGCUUUAGCCACGGAAGCUACAGCAAUGGCUAUCUGGUCUUUGACCGAAAACGUAGAAUGCUGCAAGCAAUGGGAAAGACUCAAUUGGGAGAAUCAAAAAGGUAGUGCUGCUGUUCUUAAAAAGCUUGAAGAUGAAUGGAAUGAUAUUUCCCUCAAACUAUCAUCAUCACCGAGUCAUACUAUCACUCUCAUUCAAACUAUGAAGAACAUCAGGCUAAAGAAUAAAAAAGCCACCACUGAAGCUGACAAGUCCUGCAAAGUGAUCUUGGGUAGACUCUUCCGUGAAAGUGGCUGCGUCAAAGGUACAGCCAUUAUUACUGCUGUGGUUCUAGCUGCUGCAGUUAUACUAUCUUCCAACCUGUAGGCUACAUCCGUGCUGAAGAAGCUGGUGGACUCAUUGGAUCUGCACCUAUACUUCAAAAAAAAAAAUUUAGUAUAUUUAGGCGAAAGCUUCUCUUAGCUAUGACUUGUGUGGAUUAUAGAGUUACUCUAAAUUAUGUGGUAUUUAUAGAGUCUUCGGGUCCAAUUGUUGGAUUUGUUAUGGAAAAUAUAAUAUUUGGAACAAUUAAUUAUAUAUUUCAAUAUAACAAAAUUUAGACGUA
Molecule: messenger RNA, 637 nt
Organism: Arabidopsis lyrata subsp. lyrata
Lineage: Eukaryota; Viridiplantae; Streptophyta; Magnoliopsida; Brassicales; Brassicaceae
Exons: 2
Coding region: 61-399 (112 amino acids)
Cellular component (GO): endoplasmic reticulum; Golgi apparatus
Source: RefSeq, a predicted model, not a curated record